CAUUUUGGAAUAAUGUAAAUAGACAGCAAAAGGGUAUUUGUAAUUCUGCAAAAGUUUUGAGUCUUUGAUAGGGAAUGCUUGGAAACAAGAUUUUUUUAGCGGGAGGGUUUUAGGGCAACUGGGUUUGUUGAUUCUUUAGAAGCAGUGGUAAUGGGGUUCAGUUGGAUAGAGAUUUUCUUGCACGGUUUUGGAUUGCUGAUAACAAAUUGGAAAAGUCUAGAGUAAAAAAGAAGAAAGUUGUUAAGAGUAAGAAAUAUGGUGAACCGGUUUCUGAUGCUAGGCCGUAGGGAAGAUGGUUUUCAGGUUCUGUUGUCUCAGAAGAAAAUCCUUAUGAGCUCGGUAAACCAGUUCUGCGUCAAUCUCCAGUCAGUCAGUCUGUCACUGGUUUUCUCGAUGGAGGAGUUGCUUCGCCUGAGGCGCCCUUUUGUUGCUUACAUAACUGAUGCUAUUGGUAAUGAACUUUUCAGGGUUCGUAGGCCUUUCGGGUGGAUAACUAGUUCAAUUUGUGCUGAAAUUAACAGUAAGGAAAUUGGUGUGGUUCACAGAGGAUGGCAUCUGUGGAGGAGGGUGUAUGAUUUAUAUCUCGAGAACAAGCUGUUUGCAGUGGUUGAAAAUCUGGGCUUUUGGAUAUGUAACAACCCCAGAUGAUGAAGAUCCCAUUAAUUGAUCUCUCAGCUUCCUUAAUUAUGGAUAUUAAUGGCGGAGAUUCAACAGGCAAUUUAAUGAAAUAUUAUCCCCAUGGAAGUAGUAAUAUGUGUUGAUGUUCACACGAGU
This is a messenger RNA of Pistacia vera, 774 nucleotides long. RefSeq lists its product as uncharacterized. Gene Ontology annotation, cellular component: plasma membrane. Gene Ontology annotation, biological process: plasma membrane phospholipid scrambling. The transcript is spliced from 5 exons. Gene Ontology annotation, molecular function: phospholipid scramblase activity. The record is from RefSeq and is a predicted model, not a curated record. NCBI's taxonomy places the organism in Eukaryota, Viridiplantae, Streptophyta, Magnoliopsida, Sapindales, Anacardiaceae. The coding region runs from base 256 to 648 and encodes 130 amino acids.